GAUGAGGAGAGGGAGUUUGAGUUGGAGAAAGCGCCGGUGUAUUUCCACUGGCUGCGUUGAAGGGGAGGGUCUUCAUUACCCCCUGACCGAGACUGAAUGCUUUCAGUACAGUAGAGCCGGAGACAGACGCCACAUCGGCCAAAAACAGACGCGCAUCACGACACGCGACAGGAAAACAGGACGCCGGUGGAUGCUUGGAGAGUAACGAAGGCAUCCCGACCGCAUUCAUAACGCGACGCGGAUAUGAGGUACUACUAAUGCCUAUGAUUAUUCUCCAUCACCGCUGGAACAACAUUAUGAGCAAAUAAUGCAAUAAGGAUGUAUCAAUCGAUACUGAUGCGCGUACGAACGGACGGACAUGUUAUUAUAAACAUCUGAGGUGUUUAUUUCUGAGGACUGAGGGGAGAUUCUGCGCACUGCAGUAACGCUACGUUCAGCAAUGCACGCGAUUGGACUGUGGAUGUGAUGGAUAUUGAAUGUUUGCUGGCAGACGAGGAGAUCACAUUUGUGUUUUCAGUGAGAGCAAAGUUUGCUUGCACGAAGACAUAAUUUGGACUGACAGUGUUUGUGUGCUCAUUCAGUGUGCUCGAGUGGAUCAAAACCACUCUAUUUUUCCCAACAGAUGAGAAGCAACCAGUUCUUACAACUUCAGUUGCCUGCUUUGGGGGAAAAGAAUGGUGUUUAUGAUAGAAAUCUCAAAACCUAUCGGAAUCAUCCUACUAAAAUAAUCACCCAGCCUGGAAUCGUAAUGAAAGUGCUGCGGAGGAAAAGAAUCAUAUUGUUUAUAGCCUAUUUUCUGCUGCUAGUUCUCACAAUGCUCAACUUGGCUAACUAUAGGUGGACUAAAGAGCCUCAACAGUGUAACGUCCAGAUGAGAAGCACUCCUUAUCAGGGAAGAUCAGACAUGCGAUUCCUUUACAGGCCAUCGCUUGCUAAGAAGAGACAGCUUGUGUAUGUUUUGACCACAUGGAGGUCCGGCUCGUCGUUUUUCGGAGAGUUAUUUAAUCAACACCCUGAGGUAUUCUUUCUUUAUGAACCGAUGUGGCACAUCUGGCAGAAACUGUACCCGGGUGAUGCUGUGUCCUUACAGGGUGCAGCAAGGGACAUGCUGAGCUCGCUGUACCGCUGUGAUCUUUCAGUCUUUCAGCUGUACAACAGCCCUGGGGGAAAAAACUUCACCUCGCUUGGACUUUUUGGUGCCACUCUUAAUAAAGUCAUCUGCUCGUACCCUCUUUGCUCUGCUUACAGAAAAGAUGUGGUCGGCAUGGUGGAUGACAAAGUGUGCAAAAAGUGUCCUCCUCAAAGCCUUAGGCUUUUAGAGGAAGAAUGCCUUAAGUACAACACUAUAGUCAUUAAAGGCGUGCGGGUUCUGGACGUCAAUGUUUUGGCGCCACUGAUGGAGGAUCCAUCUCUGGAUCUGAAGGUGAUUCACCUCAUGCGAGAUCCCAGAGCCGUCGCCAACUCCAGGAUCAAAUCAAGGCAUGGGUUGAUUCGUGAGAACUUACAGGUGGUCCGAAGCAGGGAUCCCAAACUCCGUAGGAUACACUUUGUAGAUCCCGGCCACAAAAUCAGCAAAAAGGACGGUGCAGAUUAUCAUUCAGUUGGAGCCAUGGAGGUGAUUUGUGACCGGACAUACAGGAGCCUGAGAACUGCCUUAAAUCCGCCAGCCUGGCUGAAAGGGAAAUACCUAGCAGUGCGCUAUGAGGAUCUGGUGGACAACCCAGUCAAAACACUCCGGAAUGUUUAUCAAUUUGCCAAUAUCAGUGCCAAUCUUGACAUUGAGUCUUUCGCUCUUAAUAUGACGAACGGCACAAGUUCUUCCUCAAAGCCAUUUAUUGUUUCUGCCAGGAAUGCGACGCAGGCGGCCAGUGCGUGGAGAACUGUGUUGAGUAUUCAGCAGAUCAAGCAAGUAGAGGAGUACUGCCAUCAUGCCAUGGCAAUCCUGGGAUAUGAACAUGUUAGAACAGCCGGAGAAGCAAAAGACUUGAGUAAAUCUUUAUUGACUGCCUCCAAACUGUGACAGUUUUUUCACCAUUCAAAUGUUCACUUGAAACCAGUUUAGCAACUGCGGAGUUGUGCUUUUGAAUGAUUUCACGAUCUCAUUCUGGAAGCUUUUUUGUGGUCAUUCAACAGCACCGUUGCUUUUCCAAAUAGACCUGUAGAUGUUUGAUACAGGAGCAUCUGUGAACCACAAUUGGGAGAUUUAUAGUGUGCAAACCAAACGUUGCGUUGCUCUUUAUUUGUUCUUUCAAAAUGGAUGCUUAAGGUUGUUUGGAAUGUUCUAGAUCAGUUUUUACUUUCAAGUUAAUUUGCUGUGUACAAACAAAGAAAAUUAUGAAAAUGAGCAACAGAAUUACUGAUUAAGCAGAGUGCGGGUAACGCUAUUUCUUUAGAAUCAACUGAAAGACAAUCAUUACAUUUCACAAUCUCCACAUAACUUUAUGAAUGUCAGUGCUAUGUGUUAUGUAAGGCAUUUUCUCAUUUUACCAAAUAAAAAAGUUCAUCUUAA
Danio aesculapii is the source of this 2509-nucleotide messenger RNA. RefSeq names its product carbohydrate (N-acetylglucosamine-6-O) sulfotransferase 2b (gene chst2b). Gene Ontology annotation, molecular function: N-acetylglucosamine 6-O-sulfotransferase activity. The record is from RefSeq and is a predicted model, not a curated record. Gene Ontology annotation, cellular component: Golgi membrane. Bases 623 to 2020 code for a protein of 465 amino acids. Gene Ontology annotation, biological process: N-acetylglucosamine metabolic process; sulfur compound metabolic process; carbohydrate metabolic process. Lineage: Eukaryota; Metazoa; Chordata; Actinopteri; Cypriniformes; Danionidae. The transcript has a single exon.